Molecule: messenger RNA, 1241 nt
Organism: Microplitis demolitor
Lineage: Eukaryota; Metazoa; Arthropoda; Insecta; Hymenoptera; Braconidae
Exons: 1
Coding region: 268-1110 (280 amino acids)
Source: RefSeq, a predicted model, not a curated record
CUGAAUGUCUUCGAUCUAUUUCAACAUUCCAUAAUUUCGAUAACGAAUAAUAUAAAAGCUUGAUGUAAAUUCUCUACUAAACACAACAGUUUUAAUCAUUCUAACGUCACCAUCAUUUUAUUUUAUAAAAAUAAUAAUUAAUAAGAUUGAAACUACAAAACUUGACAACAGUAAAAUUCAAAUUUAUCGAGUUUUUCGGUAUUAAAAUAUAAAAUUAAAAUAAAUAUUUUGAAAGUUUACAAAUAAAUAUUAAAUUAAAAAAUAAAAAUGGGCAUCACUGUAGAAAUACAAGCAGGUAAAGAUAAAGAAUCGAGCAUAGUUACUGCUGAAGGUGAAGAAACUCGUAUUAUAUCUAACGAAGAUAUAAAAACAUUUGGAUUAACAGAAGACGAAUUGAAAGCUGCAGUAAGCAGUUACAUGGGACAAGAGCCUGAUGACGUUUAUCUACGGAGUCCUACACCAUGGGGUGAUUUGUACAAAGUCUAUGAUAAACCAGAAGUCAAAACAACCCUGAAGGUAUUUAGUUCUGAGUUAUCGGAAGUUGACAGUAAGCUAACAGUGGUCGAGACGGUGGAAUAUGUAAAUGACAACUCUCAUGACUGUAGUUUUUGUCAAACUGUUGAAAAAAAGGUUACGAAUACUGUGUCUUCAAAAUGGUCUGAGAAUACUGAAGUAGAUUUAGGACUAAAAAUUAAUUAUAAAGUUGGACCUGUUGGUGGCGAGGCAAGUAUUGAUUACAAGAACUCGUGGGGUACUGAUAAAUUUAAAGAGGACGUUGUGGAAAUAAAAUCAACAAUGUCUGCGAGUAUUACUAUUGGACCUUAUGAGGUUGCUUACUUACAUCUAACGUCAUCAAAAGGUGUAUUGAAAGCUGAAAUUGUUCAUGAAGCAAGUUUGAACGGUGUGGUUGUAGUUAAUUACAGUGAGCCGUAUAAAGGCCAUCAUUUUUAUUUUCUACCGAUUGCUAAUGUUAUGAAACAGGCUGGUAUCAGUAAUUCUGUUAAAGUUACGGAAACAAUUGAAGCUGGAUUUCAUGGUAAUUCUAGUAUCAUUGUUAGCGAUAAACCAGAAUUAAAUACUUCUAGAAUUGACCCUUGUUAUCAUAGAUAACGCUCGAAAAAAUUUUAUCUGUUUUAUUUUCUAAAAAUGGAAAUUAAUAUUUAUGAAACUAAUAAAAAACUUUGUGUGUAAUUAAUAACUAAUAUACAAAUGUAUCAACAAGAAAACUUACACUAUUUGAA